AUGCUCCCCCCACAGGCCAUGUCGGCGGCCGGCUGGUUCACAGGCUUCAAGGGCGGCAGGGACCAGGCCAUGGUCCACUUGCGGCUCUGCUGGGAGGAGCAGGGGAUCCUUGCGCCGAUCGCGGGCCUCGUGCUCAUAGGCUGGGCGGUGGACGUUAGCAGCUUCCUCGGCGAGCUGCGUUCUGAGCGCGAGCCGAAGCACAGGGAGGCCCGCAGGAUACUCGACUGGGCGGCCGAGAAGUACCCAGGGGCGUUCUUCUACGAGGGGCUCGAGUGCAGCUACCUGUGCGCCCGCAGGGACCUGCCGGCCGCGGCGCAGCAGCUGGAGCGGGUGAAGGGCUCGGUGCAGGAGCUGCCGGCGUUCCUCUUCGUCGUGCACCUGCGCAGGGCCGUAACGCUCGCCGCCUGCUUCGACUGGGGCGCGGCGGGGGGCGCUUACGCCGCCGCCGUGGAGGUGCACAGGGCCAAGGGCCGGCGGGCGCUGUGCCCGGCGCUGGCGCUCAACUCGCACCUGUGCUACGUCGCCGCCGGGGACCAGGAGAAGGCCGCGGGAAUGCUGGAGCUGUGCCUGUCCUACGAGAAGGAAAAGAAGAAGUGGUCCCCGAUAGACAAGAACUCCCUGGCGUCGGCGAGGCUCGCCUGCGGGGCCAGCCCUGCGCCGGGCACCCCGAAGGCCGACGCCCAGGAGCCGCCAGCGGAAGACAGCGCGGCCGGGGCGGAGCAGCUGCCGUGGCGCCCGCGGCUGCUGCUCUACCUGAAGAUGUGCGUCGUGCACCGCGUGGUCGACUUCAUGUCCCCGGAGCAGGCCGAGGCGUUCCUCGGCAAGGUCCGCUGCGAGACGGACGCCUGCGAGGACGCCGACAGCCGCUGCGUGGGCCUGUGGAUCCAGGCCGAGGCCAUGCGGCAGAGCGAGCGCUGGGAGGAGGCACUGGCGCUCGCCCAGGCGUGCCUGCAGCUGCGGCCGGAGCUCGGCGCGGCGGGCCGCAAGAGCGGAGCGCUGCAGUUCACGAAGCUGAUCGAGGGGUACGCGCGCUUCGCGCAGGGCCGGCCGGCGGAGGCGAGGGAGGCGCUGUCGCAGCUGCAGCAGCUCGGGGGCGACCACGGCUUCCCGAAGCAGGUGGAGUUCAAGGCGACGCACCUCCGGAGGCUGGUGGGGGCCGAGUUCGAGAACAGCUACAUGGAGGUCAGCGUGGCCGCGCGGAGCAAGGCGCGCCUCGUCGUGGAGGUCCCCGACGGGACGGCCGCCGUGGAGUGGGACUGGCUGCUGAAGGACUUCACCAUAGGCUUUGUCGCCACCGCGAGGGGCGCUGAGGCCAAGGAGCUGCAGCGCGUGGAGAAGUACGCCGCCGAGGACGGGCCCUGCACCGGCAGCUGGGAGGGGACCGGCCCAGCCGUGCUCGAGCUGACUUUCGACAACUCCUUCAGCGUGAUGCGGGGCAAGAAGGUCUCCGUCCGGCUCCAACCGGCGGGGCUGAGGGUGGCGCGCGACGGCGGAUAG
This is a messenger RNA of Prorocentrum cordatum, 1497 nucleotides long. NCBI's taxonomy places the organism in Eukaryota, Dinophyceae, Prorocentrales, Prorocentraceae. The record is from the annotation of a GenBank genome assembly.